Messenger RNA from Candida tropicalis MYA-3404, 3669 nucleotides. RefSeq names its product mismatch repair ATPase (gene MSH6). Gene Ontology annotation, biological process: mismatch repair. Gene Ontology annotation, molecular function: ATP binding; ATP-dependent DNA damage sensor activity; mismatched DNA binding. Gene Ontology annotation, cellular component: MutSalpha complex; nucleus. The transcript has a single exon. NCBI's taxonomy places the organism in Eukaryota, Fungi, Ascomycota, Pichiomycetes, Serinales, Debaryomycetaceae. The record is from RefSeq and is a predicted model, not a curated record. Bases 1 to 3669 code for a protein of 1222 amino acids.
AUGGGUAAACUGUCUACUCCAGCCAAGUCAUCUCCUAAAGUUGGCUCUUCUGGAGGAUCGGGUAAGAAACAAACAUCGUUGAUGGAUUUCUUUAAGCCUGCAUCUGCUAAGAGCAAAUCAAAAUCUCAACCACUGCCAUUAUCAUCAUCUCCACUUAAAUCAAAAUCUACAUCCAAACCUUUUAUAUCUAGUGAUAAAGAGAAUGAGGAAGAUGAAGAAAUAAUGAAUCAUAAAGAUAAUACAUUGUCCACAUCACAACCUCCUGCAGAUCAAUUUGAAAAGCCCAAGGCAAAUGCCACGGCACCUUCCCCACAUCCUGCUAAACAAGUUGAACCUAAGAAAAAACCAUUGACAGAUAGAACAUCCAUGUUGAAUUCUAGUCCUGUUGCUUCUUCCCGUCGUAGACCAAAAGUCAACUAUGCUGAAUCCGAUGAUGAUGAAGAAGAAGAAGAGAUCCGUGGAAGUAGGAAAAAGAGAAGAAUUGUACAGGAUGAUAGUGAUGAUGAUGAUGAUGCUCAUGAAGAAUUUAAACCCCCUGCAUCAGAUAAUGAUGAUGAUGACGAUGAUGAUAUGAGUGAUUUUGUUGUGGAUGAUGAUGCCGAUGAUGAUGAUGAUAUGGAACCUGCACUGGAAGAUGAAGAUGAACCGGUUCCAAAAAAGAAGAAAACUAAGAAAUCUGCAUCGCCUGCAGCUAAAAUUACGACCCCUUCAAAAUCAAACCUGGUAUCAGCAUCUUCUGUUUUAAGCAAGUUUAAUUCUUCUUCAUCUUAUCAGUCAUCACCUGCCACAACUACGCCUAAGAAACAACCAACUAAAAGUGCCACCCCAACUAAGAAAUCGUUUGAAAAGGAAAAUGAAGAAAGGUACGAAUGGUUGGUUAACAUCAGAGAUGCUGAAAAGCGUACUGUGGACGAUCCAGAGUAUGAUCCAAGAACAUUAUAUAUUCCACAAUCAGCUUGGUCCAAAUUUACCAACUUUGAAAAACAAUAUUGGGGAAUUAAAUCCAAGAUGUGGAACACUGUUGUGUUCUUUCAAAAAGGAAAAUUCUAUGAAUUGUACGAAAAUGAUGCAAUUAUUGCCAAUACCAAAUUUGAUUUAAAGAUUGCUGGUGGUGGACGAGCAAAUAUGAAAUUGGCUGGUAUUCCAGAGAUGUCUUUUGAAUAUUGGGCUAAAGAAUUUAUUAGUCAUGGGUACAAAGUUGCCAAAGUCGAUCAAAAGGAAUCUUUAUUAGCCAAAGAAAUGAGAGGCGGUACCACAAAGGAAGAAAAGAUCAUCAAAAGAGAAUUGACUGGUAUUUUAACUGGUGGUACUUUGACCGAUUUGAAUAUGAUUACCAAUGACAUGUCAACUUAUUGUUUGAGUAUUAAAGAAGAAGAAAAUGAAGAUGGAACUAAGGUAUUUGGAGUUGCCUUUGUGGAUACUGCUACAUCUGAAUUGAAUUUUAUUGAACUUCAAGAUGAUGCCGAAUGUACAAAAUUGGAUACUUUAAUCACCCAAGUCAAGCCUAAAGAAGUCAUUUGUGAGAAGGGUAAUUUAUGUCAAAUUGCUAACAAGAUUCUUAAAUUCUGUGCUCAUAGUGAAAACCAGAUUUGGAAUAUUUUAAAUCCAAUUACCGAAUUUUGGGAUUACGACAAUACUAUCGAAGAAUUGGUUAAAUCCAAGUACUAUGAAGCUGAAGAUUUAGAUGAUUAUUCGAAAUACCCAGAAAUAUUGGUUACAUACAAGGAUAAUCAUCCGUUAGCUUUCAGUGCUUUUGGUGGGUUAUUAUACUACUUGAAGUUGUUGAAAUUAGAUUCUAGUAUCAUGAGUCUUGGUAAUAUUCAUGAAUAUCAAAUAUCAAAAAAUGCAAAUAAUCAUAUGAUCUUGGAUGGUAUUACGUUAAAUAACUUGGAAAUUCUUCAUAACACUGCUGAUGGUAGUGAUAAGGGAACACUUUUCAAAUUGUUGAACCGUGCUACUACCUCAUUUGGUAAAAGACUUUUGCAACAAUGGAUUCUCCAUCCUUUGUACAAGAUUGACGAAAUUAAUGCUAGAUAUGAUUCAGUUGACUUUUUCAUGAAUGAUGGUUUGGAAUUAAGAUCUGCUAUUCAAGAUGUAUUAUUUACUCUUCCAGAUUUAGAAAGAUUAUUGGCAAGAGUUCAUGCUAAAACAUUGAAAUUUAGAGAUUUUUUGAGAGUCAUUGAAAGCUUUGAAGCCAUUGCCAAGUUGAGUACUAAAUUAAAGGAUUUUGCUAAUGUCGAAUGUGGUAUAUUGUACAACUACUUGUCUAGUUUCCCGCACGAAAUGAGUGAAUUGAUUGACCAAUGGGAAGAUUCAUUUGACAGAGAACAAGCUAAAUCCGAUGUGAUCAUUCCAGCUUCUGGAGUUGAUGAGCAAUUUGAUGAAUCACAAACACUUCUUGGUGAUUUAGAAUCUCAAUUAAAUCAAAAACUAAAAGAGUACAAAAGAACAUACAAGUCACAAAGUAUUUGCUACCGUGAUUCUGGUAAGGAAAUUUAUCUUAUUGAAGUUCCAGUUAAAUUGAAUGUGCCACAGGAUUGGCAACAAAUGGGUGCUACGUCUAAAGUUAAAAGAUAUUGGUCACCGGAGGUUAAGAAGUUGGCUCGUAAACUUAUGGAGCAACGUGAGUUGCAUAAACAGGUGUGUGAUACUUUAAAGAAUAGAAUGUUUGAAAAAUUUGAUGCUCACUAUCAAACAUGGAUGGGUGUUAUUAGAUCCAUUGGCAAUAUUGAUUGCUUGUUGGCAUUGACAAAAGCUUCAGAAUCUAUGGGUUUCCCUUCAUGUCGUCCAUCAUUCAUUGACGCUGCCAAGGGAUGUGUUGACUUUAAAGAAUUAAGACAUCCAUGUUUUGAAGGUACUAAAGAGUUUAUUCCAAAUGAUGUUCAACUAGGUGGUUCCAAUCCACAUUUUGGUUUACUUACUGGUGCUAAUGCAGCUGGUAAAUCGACUUUAAUGAGAACCACCGCUUUGGCAGUUAUGCUAAGUCAAAUUGGGUGUCAUAUCCCAGCUGAACUGGCCAAAUUGACCCCAGUUGAUAGAAUUAUGACAAGAUUAGGUGCUAAUGAUAAUAUUAUGCAAGGUAAAUCUACAUUCUUUGUGGAAUUGUCCGAAACCAAAAAGAUUUUAAGUAAUGCCACGCCUAAAUCAUUGGUUAUUCUCGAUGAAUUGGGAAGAGGUGGGUCAAGUAGUGAUGGAUUUUCCAUUGCUGAAUCUGUUUUACAUCAUUUGGCUACUCAUUUACAAUCAUUGGGUUUUUUUGCAACUCAUUAUGGUACAUUAGGUUUAUCAUUCAAAACGCAUCCUCAAAUUAAACAGUUGAGAAUGGGAAUAGUGGUGGAUAACAACUCCCGUAACAUCACAUUCUUGUACAAAUUAGAGGAAGGUACAGCACCAAGAUCAUUUGGUAUGAAUGUUGCUGCUAUGUGUGGUAUUCCUGAAGAAAUUGUUGAUAAUGCCGAAAGAGCCGCUAAUGAAUAUGAACAAACUUCUAAAUUGAAGAAACUUGCUGAAGAAAGUGAUGUUCAUGACAUUAGUUUGGGUUUACAAAGUGAUUUCGUUUGGUGGGGCACUGGUAAGAUUGACGAUUUGGGUAAAGACAUGAUUUCCUACGAUGAAGCUAUCAAGAAAAGUGCUCUUGAUAACAUUGCUAAAAUGAUAGAUAGUUUGUAA